AUGCGAUUGCUAGCAAUUUUAUUUGGUUUUCCCCUGUUGGUACAGUGUCAGAAUUUGCUUCCGAAAUCGCGUAUCAUAUGGGAUAACAGCCCAGAUUUGGACGAGUAUGCAUUGGAAGCGUUGCAAGGGGGGAUGAAGGCUGAGGACAUUCUUCUCGCGUUGCAGAGUUCCGGCAGCCAAUGGGCGAAUCAGGCGUGCGUCGAGGACGUUGAUGAUAUUGCUGGGGCUCUAAAAAAUUUCGCCGAACAUUUGCUGGUUAACCACACGUUGACGCUUACCGAAUUUGAUGCAGAAGUUACACUUAAAGUAAUCGACUCGAACGGAGGAUUUAAUGGAGGCUUUCUGAAGGGGCGAAAAAUUUUCCAAGGUCGUUUCUCGGAGUGUCGCGGCAUCAGCUACAAAAGAGAAGCUCGAUCACAUACCUGGAAAGGCGACAUGUUCAGACUCUUCUUCGGUGGUCGAAACGGUAGUACCUGCACUGGCCAGGGCACCAUUUUUGCCAUUGAUCUGUGCCUCCCUCGCUCGUGUUCAGCUGAAGAAAUCAAAGGGGCAUUGUGGGAAAAAUUAGAUCAGCUCUGUCUGAUUGGGACGAACGACGCGAAUCGUGUUAACAAAACAAACGCAACCACUUAUGUAGUAAUUAUUUUGAUGUCAAUAAUCGUCGGAAUCUCAAUCGCAGCCGGCCUGGUGGACUUUUAUUUGAUGGAUUAUCUCAAAGAAUCGAGUAUGGUUCAUGCCCUUUGGUUCAAGAUUUUCCUGGCAUUUUCAUUAUCGAAGAAUAUGAAGGAGGUGCUAAACACCGACAAUGUUAAUAAACCCGGCCAAAUCGGACCCCUGAAUUGCAUGCGAUUCUUGUCGAUGUGCUGGAUUAUCCUGAACCAUUGCAAUCUGGAAAUUCUUAGCUUUUUAUCGAAUCUUUUGGAUGUAUUGGUUGACGCUGACAAACCGGCCUUCUAUUUUCUCUCAAAUUCGUUCUUCUCCGUCGACACCUUCUUCUUUAUUGGUGGUGUUUUGCUGGCAUUUCUUUGGUUCAAAGAAUUGAAGAAAAACAGGAGGGCGACGCUUUCUGGCAAAGGGUGGCUGAUGUUUUAUGUCCACAGGAUCAUACGUUUGUCACCGAUCUACUAUCUUGCCGUAUUCUUCUGGUUUGCCGUCCUGCUUCCUUCACUUCCGGAUUCGAGCAACCGAUUGAGUGAAGUAAACCCAGAAAAAGACGCUUGCUACGAUCAUUGGUGGAUAAACAUCAUCUACCUCCAAAAUAUCGUCGAUUCAAAUGAGCAGUGUUACGGCGUCACUUGGUAUUUGGCAACGGACAUGCAAAUGUACCUAUUUACGCCGUUGCUUUUGAUACCGCUCGCUUACAAUAUGGUUCUCGGUUUGGUCGUUGCUGGCUCCAUCUUGCUACUAUCAACAGCAGCAAAUGUAUUUACCAUCUACCAUUUUCGAUACCCAGCAAUGCCACCUGUUAUCGGAAAAAUGGACCCUAAAAUCAAGAACCCAGAACACUACGUCCAAUUAAUGUACUACGCUGCCUGGAUCCGGUGUCAAGUGUACAUUAUCGGAAUUUUGGUCGGAUAUCUAUUACAGAUGAAGAAAACGAUGAAAAUCAAUAAGCUGUUGAAUUUGGUACUGUGGGGACUUUGCUUUGCGGGGAUGUUGUUUGUUGUUCCAGUACCGUCAGCGACCCACAUACAAGACCUAAUGCCGCUAUUCUGGAGAGCCGCUUAUUCAUCUCUAUCAAAACCUCUAUGGGGUAUCUGCCUUUCUUGGAUUGUUAUAUCGUGCUAUUACGGCUAUGGUGGCGUUGUCAACUCAUUUAUGUCCUGGGCUGGAUGGGCUCCUCUUGGCCGUCUAACCUAUACUGCUUAUUUAAUCCACUACUUUUUCAUUUAUUACCUUCGGGAUGUGCAUGAUGCCGAGAUUAUUUGGGGGAACUAUCUCACUAUAUUCUCGAGCUUCGCGUUCCCCGCCAUUAUUCUAACAUAUUGUACAGCAUUGUUUGCCAGUUGUUUCUUUGAGAUCUCAGUCGGAAGGGUCGAAGCCUUACUUCUAAAUGGACAUCGCAGACCUGCAGCCAAUAAGAAAAAUGGAACCCAAUGGGCUAAUCAAGCUUGUAAGGAGGAUAUAGAGGACCUUGCCGAUUCUGUAUUGACUUUUGGGAAGAAUUUGGUGAUUAAUCAUACAUUCGUGGUAACAAAAUUCGACGAGGAAGUCACGAUGAAAGACAUCUGGUUCAAGCGGUUCAUGGCAUUUUCAUUGUCCAAGAAUAUGAAAGACGGGCUGAACACUGACAAGGUCAACAAGCCUGGCCAAAUCGGGCCAUUAAACUGUAUGCGCUUUUUGUCGAUGUGCUGGAUUAUCAUGGGCCAUGCAAAUUCGUUUAUGCUGGGAUAUCUCUCCAAUAUUCGUGAAAUUGUUCGCGAUGCCGACAAACCGCUGUUUUAUAUAAUCUCGAAUUCGUACUUCUCGGUUGAUACAGAUGUUCCCGAAGAUCCAUGUCGGCAAUAUUGGUGGGUCAACUUUUUGUAUCUCCAGAACAUAGUCCAUGCCAAAGAAGAGUGCUACGGUAUCACAUGGUAUCUUGCGACUGACAUGCAAAUGUAUAUAUUUACUCCAUUGCUUCUGAUACCUUUCGCUUACAAUAUGGUCCUGGGCUUAGCGAUGGCUAGUUCCGUAUUGCUCCUAUCCACAGCCGCGAAUAUAUAUACCGUAUACCAUUUCCGUUUCCCUGGUUUCCCUCCAGCCCUCAAUGCUCAAGACCCGAAAGUGAAACAUGCUGAUGACUACAGUAUGCUAAUGUAUGAGGCACCCUGGAUUCGAUGUCAAGUGUACAUUAUCGGAAUUUUGGUCGGCUAUCUUCUGCAUAAUAAGAAAACCAUAAGGAUAAACAAAACUCUAAACCUACCGCUUUUUCUAUUGAGCUUUGCGGUAAUGCUUUUUGUGGUGAUGAUUCCAUCUGCAAAUCCACACCAACACUUAAUGCCGCUAUUCUGGAGAGCUGCGUACUCUGCACUAUCAAAACCUCUCUGGGGUCUUUGUCUUUCUUGGAUUGUGAUAUCAUGCUAUUACGGCUAUGGCGGGUUAGUAAACUCGUUUAUGUCAUGGCCGGGAUGGGCCCCGCUUGGCCGACUAACCUAUACAGCCUAUUUAAUACAUUUCCUGAUCAUCUACUAUUUUAUCGACAUCCAUGAGCCUGAAAUAUUUUGGGGAAACUUUCUGGAUCUGUUUGCGAACUUCACAGCUCCGGCGAUUUUGAUUACCUACGUUCUAUCUUUAUUCUGGAGUUGCCUUUUUGAGGUGUCAAUCGGAAAGGUGGAAGCUCUUUUACUGGGCACUCACAGGAGAAGGGGAGGCGAGAAAUUGGAGCAAGAGAAGCCCAUAAUAGAAAAUGGAGUUGCGGGUCAAGAUCGGCAAAAUGAGGUCAACCUGUUCCGCUUUUACUUCGGGCUUGUGAUGAGGGCAUUUGGCCUUCUAUUAGUGCUUCCAUUGUUCGCCAGGUGCCAGGAAUGGAUCCCCAGGUCGAGCAUGAGGUGGGAGGAGGAGCCCGACUUUCAGUAUAUUGCCGACUUGCUCAAAAGUGGAUUAAAACUGGAAGAAUUCAUUCAAGGGUUACAGAAACCCGGAACCCAAUGGGCAAAUCAGGGCUGCAUGGAAGAUAUUGAGGACCUGGCCACCUCUUUAGCUGAUUUUGGAAAGAAUCUGUUGAUCAACCAUACGGUGGCUCUCACUGAAUUUGAUCAAGAAGUCACACUCAAAGCACUUUGGUUCAAGCUUUUCAUGGCAUUUUCACUUUCGAAGAAUAUGAUCGAUGUGCUGAGCACUGCUAAUGUUAAUAAGCCCGGCCAAAUCGGACCUUUGAAUUGCAUGCGAUUUUUAUCAAUGUGCUGGAUUAUCAUGGGGCAUUCGAAUUCGGACAUGUUGGCUUUUAUUUCGAACGUUCGUAAAAUGGUCAUGGACGCUGAUAAGCCGCCAUUUUAUCUCUUAUCCAAUGCAUUCUUUUCGGUUGAUACAUUCUUCUUUACAGGCGGUGUUUUACUGUCUUUUAUUUGGUUCAAAGAAUUGAAGCGAAAUCGCCGAGCUACGCUUUACGGGAAAGCUUGGUUGAUGUUUUAUGUUCACAGGAUUAUAAGAAAGCCAACUGAAGACUCGUGUCGUCGAUAUUGGUGGGCCGACUUUUUGUACGUUCAAAAUCUCGUCCAUCCGCAUCAGCAGUGUUACGGUGUGACCUGGUAUCUGGCAACGGAUAUGCAAAUGUACGUCUUCACACCACUACUUUUGAUACCUCUCGCUUACAACGUGGUAAGU
This is a messenger RNA of Mesorhabditis spiculigera, 4305 nucleotides long. The record is from the annotation of a GenBank genome assembly. NCBI's taxonomy places the organism in Eukaryota, Metazoa, Nematoda, Chromadorea, Rhabditida, Rhabditidae.